Molecule: messenger RNA, 792 nt
Organism: Cladophialophora psammophila CBS 110553
Lineage: Eukaryota; Fungi; Ascomycota; Eurotiomycetes; Chaetothyriales; Herpotrichiellaceae
Exons: 3
Coding region: 1-792 (263 amino acids)
Molecular function (GO): oxidoreductase activity, acting on the CH-OH group of donors, NAD or NADP as acceptor
Source: RefSeq, a predicted model, not a curated record
AUGCCAUCAUACGUCGUGACCGGAGCUAGUCGAGGGAUUGGAUGUGGCUUCAUCCAGUAUCUCUCUCGGGAUUCAGAGAAUGUUGUAGUUGGCCUAGUCCGAGACAAGGUCGCGAUAGACCGAAGGAUUCAAGAGGAUAGCUUGACAAAUGUUACAAUCCUCCAAGCCGAUAUUACCGACCGUUGUGCUCUAAUCGUUGCUCGAGAUGUUGUCGAAUCCCUGACGGGCGGCUCGCUCGACUACCUGAUCAACAAUGCAGCGUAUGUGUCCCACCUUACGACAGGGAAAUUUCUCAAUGAGUUCGAAAGCGACCCGACACUGCUAGUCGAUGACAUAAAGACAGCGUUCACCACGAACGUCGUCGGAGUCAUCAACACCAUCAAUGUCUUCUUACCCUUGAUCCAAAAGAGCCAUAUCAAGAAAGUAGUGACGUUGAGUUCUGGAAUGGGGGAUCUUGACUUUGUCAAUGAGCUUGGUAUCUGGGAAUCAGCACCAUACAGCAUGAGCAAAGCGGCCGUCAACAUUGCGGCUGCCAAGCAUAGUGCUCGAUAUCAGGAAGAUGGAAUCCUGUUCAUUGCCAUUUCUCCCGGGGUGGUUGAUACAGCGGCAGCUGCAGCGCCUGGGAUAGAAGGGCUCGUUCGGAAGUUUUUGAAAGCGGCACCUAACUUCCCGGGUCCAAUGACACACCUUGAGUCUGUCGAACAAAUUUUAAGCGUGGUGAACUCAAAAAGGGUCGAAAAUGGUGAUGGAGGAGCUUUUAUAUCCCACCGCGGGGACAAGACAUGGUUCUAA